AUGGCAAAUAAUUUUCAAGCUAAAACAGUUAUUCCAAGAAGUUUCAAAUUAUUAGAAGAAUUAGAAUCAGCUCAAAAAGGACAACAUGAUGGUUCGGUAUCUUGGGGUCUUGAGUCAAAUGACGAUAUGACAUUAUCAAGGUGGAUAUGUAUGAUAAUUGCUCCACCACGUUCACCGUAUGAAGGAAGAAUUUACAGUUUGAAAGUUCACUGCGGCGACAGAUAUCCAGACGAAGUACCAACAGUUCGCUUUUUAACACGUAUUAAUUUAACGGGAGUAGCAGCGAAUGGCACAGUUGAUCCCAAACAUGUUGUGACACUUAGAAAUUGGAAUCGUGAUAGUACAAUUCAUCAAGUAUUAAAUGAUAUACGCUCAAGCAUGCUACAAAAAGAGAAUAUGAAACUACAACAACCACCGGAAAAUUCGUUGUAUCCAACUCCUCAUGGGCAAUAA
Molecule: messenger RNA, 453 nt
Organism: Didymodactylos carnosus
Lineage: Eukaryota; Metazoa; Rotifera; Eurotatoria; Philodinida; Philodinidae
Source: the annotation of a GenBank genome assembly